Messenger RNA from Carassius carassius (crucian carp), 950 nucleotides. RefSeq names its product signal recognition particle 14 (gene srp14). The transcript has 5 exons. Gene Ontology annotation, biological process: SRP-dependent cotranslational protein targeting to membrane. The coding region runs from base 115 to 444 and encodes 109 amino acids. The record is from RefSeq and is a predicted model, not a curated record. Gene Ontology annotation, molecular function: endoplasmic reticulum signal sequence receptor activity; 7S RNA binding. Gene Ontology annotation, cellular component: signal recognition particle, endoplasmic reticulum targeting. Lineage: Eukaryota; Metazoa; Chordata; Actinopteri; Cypriniformes; Cyprinidae.
CGCUAGAGCGCGGUAGUGACGUCACGUCACGCCGCGCCGGAAGGGGCGGAGCUUCAGUUCAGCUGAGCGACGUGUUCUAAUCACACUGUUAGCGGUCCAUUCAUCGCUCGAGACAUGGUUUUAUUAGAAAACGACGCGUUUCUGACUGAACUCACUCGGUUGUUCCAGAAGUGCAGGACCACCGGAAGCGUCGUCAUCACUUUAAAGAAAUAUGACGGCAGGACAAAGCCGGUCCCCAGAAAAGGCCAUCCAGAGACACACGAACCGGCCGACAACAAGUGUCUCGUCAGAGCAUCAGACGGCAAGAGCAAAAUCAGCACAGUGGUCACCAGCAAAGAAGUUAUCAAAUUUCAAAUGGCGUAUUCAAACUUGUUGCGAGCGCACAUGGACGGCUUGAAAAAGAAAGACAAAAAGAGUAAAGGCAAGAAAACUAAAGCCACAUAGAAUCCGACCCUCGCCAGUGCCACCUUCCCAUGAUCCUCUGACAACCUUCCACGUCUGUAAACCAAGCGCACAGAUGACGCAGAGCUCGUUUACGACUCGAUCCUAGGUUUAAUGAGCGUUUCUGUCUUCUUCAGCUGGAGAUGAGAUGCAUCGUGUCCAUCAGUUUAUAUCUCGAGCCAUAUUUUGAUUUCAAAACAGUGUUUUAUAUUGAAGAGUGAAUGAAGAUUACAGUCAGUAACUUACAGUCUCCUCCUGUUGUAAUAAUGUUUGUUUUCUUUUUUCUCAUUGAGUCAGAUGAUAUUUUUAAGUUUGAAAGAAGCUGAAAGUUUGAGUUUUCUUAUUUGGCCUCAAUUAAAAAGCACCCUUGUAGAUUUGCAAAUAAAAGAUGACGUUUAUUCACUGGUUUGAUCAUGAGAAGAUCUGAGAAUCACGAUCUUGUACAGGAAACAUCUUCAGAAGAGAUGUGAAGCUCGUGUACUGUAAUAAAAAUAAAUACGGUAUGUACA